AUGCUUAGCUUUUUUAAGGGCAAACAGCUAUUUAAGGUUAGAUCGGGCAACUCAUCGCUGACCAGUGGGCAGAGCAAUUGCCGCUGCACAAAUAGUUUAAGAUUGUACACAGAGAGGGAUAGACUUAUAUUAACGGCAGAGCAGCAGCAGCAGCAGCAGCAGCAGCAGCAACAGCAACAGCAGCAGCAGCAACAGGAACAGGAACAGCAGCGACAACAUCCUCGACAGCGGCGACAGGUGCGCUUGCAUCUGAAUAGUCCCGCAUCGGAUGGCAGCUGGCAUUCGCUGGCGGGACAGGGUGAGCCCGGUGGCAGUCGGGGCCUAAUGAGCUCUGCCAGCUGCACGCAGGUGAAGACGCUCUCCUCGUUUAUCAGCGAGCAUCCCGAGGAGCUGGUUAGCAAUCACAGCAACAGCAACAGCAGCAGCAACAGCAGCAGCAACAACAACAACAACGGCAACGGCAACAAAAAUGGCGGCAAUCAAAAUCAGACAACAAAAUGGAAGAGCCUGCGUGCCGUCAUGGCAUAUUACUGUUCAUUGCGGCGCAUUAAGAGGAACGGUGCUUUUCAAGCUUUAACAUACAGUACAAGAACCCAACUAACUAAGCUUAACUACAACUUUCAACUAAACUAACUAAUCAAGCAACUAUCUAACGUUAUGAUUGCUAAU
Drosophila montana is the source of this 669-nucleotide messenger RNA. Its product is annotated as GATA zinc finger domain-containing protein 10-like. NCBI's taxonomy places the organism in Eukaryota, Metazoa, Arthropoda, Insecta, Diptera, Drosophilidae. The transcript is spliced from 2 exons. The record is from RefSeq and is a predicted model, not a curated record. Bases 1 to 633 code for a protein of 210 amino acids.